GUCACUUGUGAACAUGUGGAGUGUUGAUGUUUGUCUUCGUGUUUUGAAGAGAGUAUGCAGCAUGGGGAUACGUUACAUACAGAAUUAAGGAAGUCUUUCAGAAUUGUCGAGUUGCAGGAGAAGAAAUGGAAAGAAACAAUAGAAGCAUCGCUGGAAUCGUUGAAAUCCUUGAGCAACUUAUGUGAACAGUUGAGAAGUUGUCAACAAGUCAAGUUAGAAAUUACUCCCAUGAAGAACUUCACUGACUUGAAGGAAAGGCUCCAAUAUAAACUAACCAUUUCCAUGGAAAUUGUUAUGGAAAAACUGCGCGAUAGGCUGGAAAUAUUAUCUGAAGUCCACAAACAAAUUGAUAAACAGUACUUACGAUGUAUGGAGCUUUACCAAAGACAAGCAUCGAACAUUGGCAUUGACAGAUCUGUUGAGAGAUCCUCAACUGAACCAUCAAUAGCCGACAUGUUGGAAUGGUUACAUGAUAUUAACCGAAGUAUAACACAACAAUACAGCAAACGUAAAUUUUUAUUAGAUUUUAUUCAGUAUGAGAAUCUGGAAUAUGUACAGAAUCUGUCAAUGGAAUGGGAGAAGUCUGGCACUAUGCAUGAUCAGAUUGGUAGUGCACUGGCUCAUGUAACCUUCUUCAUGGCAGAAUAUUCAAUCAGCUGAUUCAGAAAAAACAAAAUACUCAGUUUAUUAUUUUUUUCAAUUUAAUGUAUCAAGUAUUUAUUAAAACAGAAUAGUUGUUACAAU
Saccoglossus kowalevskii is the source of this 744-nucleotide messenger RNA. RefSeq names its product AFG2-interacting ribosome maturation factor-like. NCBI's taxonomy places the organism in Eukaryota, Metazoa, Hemichordata, Enteropneusta, Harrimaniidae. Gene Ontology annotation, cellular component: nucleus; cytoplasm. The record is from RefSeq and is a predicted model, not a curated record.